UAGGUUCUUUUCUUUCCUGUUUUGUAUCGUUGCCGGGUUUUAAAUACAGAACUGUAAUGAAGUAAAGAUAAACUGUUUGCAUUAUGAGGUCUCGUGAAAUGUAAAUGCGGUACAUUUAAAUUAGCACAGCGCUUAGCUCGGUUAGCCGAUGUUGCUAACGAUAUAGCUUUGUUGUUUUUUCUUUUACUACUCAGGAAGAUCCGCCUUCAUUCAGGAAAUGUUUUUAAAAAAGCCACACCUUGUUGAUGUCGCCCUAACAUGAGGUGAGGAUGGCGGGGAGAGGGCGUGGUCGAGGACGGGCUCAGCUCAGUUUCCCUAUAGAGGCGGUGGGAAUAAGCAAAGGAGAAAACCUUCCACCUUCUAGUGUGCAGCCUACACCUUUGUUUCCUUCGCUGGAACACAAGCCAGUGCCUCUGCAGACGGGAGAAGAGGCGGAAUACAUGCUGGCUUUGAAGCAGGAGUUCAGAGGAGCCAUGAAGUCUCUACCUUUCUACAUACAGCCCGCUGCACCCAAGAAAGAUGUGGAACGUUACUCAGACAAAUAUCAGAACGCUGACCCGUCUGAUAACACCAGCGAAUGGAUCCCAGACUGGAAGCGCUUGCCGAAGGAGUUACGCGUGCGCGUGAAGAGACCUCCGAGCAAGAAGAGCUCGGCGCUUCCCAAACUCAGCAAACAGCCACAGGUGGACAAAGAGAUCAUCCAAAAACUGGAGACGCUGGAGAAGAAAGAGAAGGACGUGAGCUCCGACGAGGAAGAGGGCGAGAACAAAAAAACAGAGGAAGAGGAGGCCGAGGGCGAGGACGAGUACGACGAGGAGGAGUUCGAGGAGGAGACCGACUACGUCAUGUCGUACUUCGAUAACGAUGAGGACUUCGGCGCCGACAGCGACGACAACAUGGACGAGGCCGUUUACUGAUCCCGAACUCCGAGGUCGGACUUCUGGACACGCCCUGUAGACCGGAGCUGAUCUUAUAAUCCAGAUAGACGAGGAUCGUUCUUCAUAGUGAGGAAUAAUGUGUGAAUCCUGAACCGGGCCAUAACAGGCUGCAACACGUCCAGAUUUAACACAAUCGGGGAUAAAAUAGGACUGUAGCUACGGGCUGCAGAUUAUAAAACCCUGAUGAUUAGUAGAACUCUGGUCUUAGCUUAUUUUAGGAUGUUAUAGGUCCUGUUUUUACCAGUGUAUUAUUAAGUUAUCAUUCUUAAAGCACAGUACUCAUUACUUACCAUAAAUGACCUGGUAACUACUAGAAGAACUAGUAUAAGAAUGUACAACAAUAAGCUGGACCCCUUAACUGGUCCUGUGAUUUUUAAAGACUUAAAUUCAGCACAUAUUGGCAGCACACGUUAUAAAAACGUUUAUUUUAUACUAUAAGAUUUUAAUAGACCUUAAAAGUUAGAAUUGUAAAACCUUUCCAGGCAGCUUGUUGUUUUAAACUGUGGUGUAUGUUUACCGGAUGUAUUAUUACUAUUAUUCAGAUGAUAAUAUGUGCACAUUUUUAUGCAUUUAAAUGUUUAUACGACAUUAAAUCCAGUAAAAGA
Trichomycterus rosablanca is the source of this 1543-nucleotide messenger RNA. It is a transcript of the gene polr3glb, whose product is annotated as RNA polymerase III subunit GL b. The transcript is spliced from 8 exons. Gene Ontology annotation, biological process: transcription by RNA polymerase III. Bases 270 to 917 code for a protein of 215 amino acids. Lineage: Eukaryota; Metazoa; Chordata; Actinopteri; Siluriformes; Trichomycteridae. The record is from RefSeq and is a predicted model, not a curated record. Gene Ontology annotation, cellular component: RNA polymerase III complex.